Messenger RNA from Paramecium tetraurelia, 1463 nucleotides. RefSeq lists its product as uncharacterized. Gene Ontology annotation, biological process: proteolysis. The record is from RefSeq and is a predicted model, not a curated record. The transcript is spliced from 3 exons. Lineage: Eukaryota; Ciliophora; Oligohymenophorea; Peniculida; Parameciidae. Gene Ontology annotation, molecular function: zinc ion binding; aminopeptidase activity.
AUGAAAUAAUUUCCAAUAUAAUAAGCAAGAAAUCUUGUGAAUGAGUUCUUUGACUUUGUUGCUAAAGCAGUAAGUCCAUUUCACGUCACAUCUCUAUGUAAAGAGAGAUUGGCCAAGUCAGGAUUCACCGAAUUGAAUGAGACAGAAAAUUGGAAAUUGGAAAAGGGUGGUAAGUAUUUCUUCACAAGAAAUCUCACAACUCUUGUUGCUUUCACUGUUGGCUAAAAGUUUGACCCAAAUAAUACAGGAUUUAAAAUCAUAGGUGCUCACACAGACAGUCCAUGUUUACGAUUAGCACCAGUCUCUAAACUAGAUUCUAAUGGAUUCUUAUAAACAUGUGUUUCUACUUACGGUGGCGGUUUGUGGCAUACUUGGUUUGACAGAGAAUUGACAUUGGGAGGUCGAAUUGUUUUUAAAAAAGAUAAUGUUUAUUAGAGUUAGUUAUUCCAUUAUCAAAAACCACUAUUAAAGAUCCCUAAUCUGGCUAUUCAUCUAACAACUGAUAGAAAUAGCUUUGCUCCAAACAAUGAAUCAAAUUUAAGACCUGUGUUUGCCUAAGAAGCCUAUCAGACAUUGACUGGAAUUGAAAAACCCAGCAGUGAAGGAUAAACUAGUUUUGAAAAUAAGCACUAUAAAUAUUUGCUUAAUUUAAUUACAGAAUAGACUGGCAUCCCAACAGCCGAUAUUUUAGAUAUUGAUUUAUACUUCUCAGAUUGCCAACCACCUUCAUAUUUUGGCUUAAAUCAAGAGUUCAUUUCUGCUGCCAGAAUUGAUAACUUAUUUUCAAGUUUCUUCUCACUUUUAGCCAUUACAAAUCCAGAAAGCUUCACAGAGGACUAAGCAUUCAUUAACAUGGUCUGUCUUUAUGAUCACGAAGAAGUUGGUUCAUAAAGUGCCCAAGGAGCUGAUUCUUCAUUACUAUCCAAUAACAUGAAGAGGAUUUAUGAUAUCCUAUCCAAUUCUAAUUAGGCCUCAACUGAUAGUUUUUACAAGGCUAUUCAAAAGAGUUUCUUGAUUUCUUCGGAUAUGGCUCAUUCAAUUCAUCCAAAUUAUUCAGACAAGCACCAACAAAAUCAUAGAGUCAAGAUGAAUGAAGGCAUUGUUAUUAAAGUUAAUCAUAAUCAAAGAUAUGCUACUGACGGUGUUUCAUCAGCAAUUCUAAGAGUGAUUGCUUAAUAGGCUGAUGUCCCAAUCUAAGACUUUAUUGUUAGAAAUGAUUCCCCUUGUGGUUCAACAAUAGGCCCUUUAUAAGCUUCGAAUACAGGCAUCAAAACUAUUGAUAUUGGAGCAGCCUAGUGGGGCAUGCAUUCCAUUAGAGAAACUGCCGGAGUAGUUGAUGGUUAUUAUUUGGAAAAACUAUUUGUUGAAUUUUUCAAACAAUACGAAAAAAUAGAUCAUAAGUUGCUUGGAAUUUGAGUAUUAUGAUUAUUGCAAUAAUAAGAAUUCCAUAUACAUACACCUAA